Thlaspi arvense is the source of this 1370-nucleotide messenger RNA. Lineage: Eukaryota; Viridiplantae; Streptophyta; Magnoliopsida; Brassicales; Brassicaceae. The record is from the annotation of a GenBank genome assembly.
UGAAAUUUGAUGUUUUUUUUUCUACAGUUUUCUUCCGAAAAAGAAAAAUUAACGCUUUCUCGAUUUCUUGUUCCUUGCUUCUUUUCUUCUCUCCGUGAUUCAUGCUUAGUUUAGCAUCCCUGUUUAAAAAAAUUCACGAAUUAGGGUUUCCGUACAAAUCACUGUUUGAUUUUAGGGGUUUUGGUUUUUAAACAGUUGAGAGGCUGCAGAUUAGGGUUUUGUGGAAAUGGAUUGUGACCAGCACAAGCUAUUCGUUGGAGGCAUACCAAGAGGCGCUAGUGAAGAGUCUCUGAAACAGCAUUUCAGUAAAUACGGAGCUGUUUUGGGAGCUGUUGUUGCUAAGGAGAAAGCCUCUGGAUGCCCCAGAGGGUUUGGCUUUGUUCGCUUUGCUAAUGCUUAUGAUGUUGAUAAAGCUCUCAGAGACUCUCAUAUCAUCCUCGGUCGUUCCGUCGAUGUGAAAAAGGCGAUUCCGAAGCAUGAACAGCUUCGAUAUCAGCAACCGUACCUGCAACUAUACGAUAGUAAAGCGCAACAGAACAACAAUGGUGGUAACAUCAGCAACCAUAGGACCAAGAAGCUGUUUGUUGGGGGAUUAUCCUCCGAGACGACAGAAGAAGAGUUCAAGACUUACUUUGAGAAGUUUGGCCGGACAACGGAUGUGGUUGUGAUGCACGAUAGCGUGACAAACAGGCCAAGAGGGUUCGGUUUUGUCACGUUUGAUUCAGAGAACUCUGUUGAGAUGGUGAUGGAGAGUCCUUUCCAUGAGUUGAGUAAUAAGCGCGUUGAGGUGAAACGCGCGAUUCCUAAAGAAGGAAUACAGAGCAAUAACAGGAAUCAUCGUAACAAUCUUCCUACAUAUCCGUAUGUCCCUGAGAGAAACGGGUAUGGGAUGCUUGUUCAGUAUCAUCCCGUCUUUGGUUAUCAUCAAGGCUUUAACUAUCCUUAUAGUUACCCUUUCACAGCUCAAGGACCUAACGUUCCAUGGAACAAUCCGAUCAUACCAACCGCCGGAUUUUACUGCGCUCCUCCUCCAUACAUGAACGGGUUUGAUCUUUCUGGUAUGAGCAUUGGUGGGUUCAGUGCUGUGCCAUGGCCUUUAGCUGGUGAUGCGAUAAUACCUCGUUUAGAAGAUUUGAAGCUUGAGGUUGGAGGAGAUAACAUGAGGAAGCCAUUGCCUAAUGGUACAUAUAGAUGACAGUUGCAGAAUGGGUUAAUGCAAUUAGGUUCACAAGGGUAGUGAAAAUUCUUUGGACUCUCUUUAAAUGGUUUUAGGUUUUCCCGUCUUUCUUUAUUUGACUCUAAUGGUAAAUGUGUUGGCUGCUUUGGCUUCCUUGUAUAUUAAGUAUUUAACCCCCCCCCCCCCCCCCCCC